AAAUGAGCUUCAAUUCAGAAAGCGAACAAAUGCAGCUAUCUUUAUCCAGAGUGAUUGGCGGAGAUACUUGAAACGGCUACAUUAUAGGAGGAUGAAGAAAGCAGCAAUUGUGUUACAAUGUGCCUGGAGAGCUAAAAUGGCCCGCAGAGAACUACGAAAGCUAAAGAUGGCAGCGAAAGAAACUGGAGCUCUCCAAGAAGCCAAAAGCAAGCUGGAAAAGGAAGUUGAAGAGCUGACACAGAGACUACAGGUGGAGAAGCGCAUGAGGGACAAUUUGGAGGAAGCUAAAACCCAGGAAACAAUGAAAUUACAGUCUGCAUUGGAAGAGACUAGGCUUCAGCUUAAAGAAACUAAAGAGCUGCUCGUGAAGGAAUGUGGGGCUACCACAAAGGACAAUCUGGAGGAAACUAAAGCCCAGGAAACAAUGAAAUUACAGUCUGCAUUGGAAGAGACUAGGCUUCAGCUUAAAGAAACUAAAGUGCUGCUCGUGAAGGAAUGUGGGGCUACCACAAAGGACAAUCUGGAGGAAACUAAAGCCCAGGAAACAAUGAAAUUACAGUCUGCAUUGGAAGAGACUAGGCUUCAGCUUAAAGAAACUAAAGUGCUGCUCGUGAAGGAAUGUGGGGCUACCACAAAGGACAAUCUGGAGGAAACUAAAGCCCAGGAAACAAUGAAAUUACAGUCUGCAUUGGAAGAGACAAGGCUUCAGCUUCAAGAAGCAAAAGAGCAGCUCGUGAAGGAACGUGGGGCUACCACAAAGGUUGCGGAACAAGGAUCUAUUAUACAAGAGGUCCGAGUUAUAGAUCAGGGGCUGGUCGACAAGCUUAAUGCUGAAAAUGAGCAGCUUAAGGUUAUUGUUAACUCGUUGGAAAAGAAAAUUGAUGAAACAGAGAAAAAAUAUGAGGAGACAGUCAAAAUAAGCGAGGAGCGAUUGAAGCAAGUUCUGGAGGCCGAGUCUAAGAUAACUCAGUUGAAGGAAGUCAUGCAAAG
Molecule: messenger RNA, 990 nt
Organism: Nicotiana tabacum (common tobacco)
Lineage: Eukaryota; Viridiplantae; Streptophyta; Magnoliopsida; Solanales; Solanaceae
Source: RefSeq, a predicted model, not a curated record